GGAGUCAUUUACGGCAGGAAUAUGAUCAUAAUGAACAUAUUUGUAAUGUAUUCCAUGUGCAAAAAAAAUUGAAACCUCUAGACGGUUUAUAUUUUGAUAUAAAAACUAUUCAAAAUACACCGGAUGAAAGAGGAUUACAUACAAUUUCAACAUUAGCAAU
Messenger RNA from Dentiscutata heterogama, 160 nucleotides. NCBI's taxonomy places the organism in Eukaryota, Fungi, Glomeromycota, Glomeromycetes, Diversisporales, Gigasporaceae. The record is from the annotation of a GenBank genome assembly.